AUGCCCGAGAUCCAAGACGAUAAAGCGCAGUAUGUAGUGCCCUUCAUCCUGUCGCUAUUAUCCGACCACCACGCACGACAUUCCCCAGCCGCCAAUCCAGCAGCACCGCCAUUCUUCAUUGGCCUGAACGGCGUGCAAGGCGCCGGGAAAUCGGUGCUUGUUUCCAUUUUGAAGAAGACGUUGACUUCUCCACCACACAACUUAUCGACCGUCGUCUUUUCGCUCGACGACUUCUACCUGACACACGCGGACCAGGUCGCUCUGGCCCAGAGUCACCCGGACAACCCACUGCUGCAGCAUCGAGGGCAGCCAUCGACGCACGACAUCCCGCUGGCUCUGUCGGUGUUUGCCAGUCUGAAGCAGAACAAACCGACCAAGAUCCCACAGUACAACAAGGCCGCUUUUUCGGGCCAAGGCGACCGCGUGCCGGAGAAUGAAUGGGAAUAUGUCAACGCCGACCCGUCGUCACCUGUCCGCGUGGUUUUGUUUGAAGGCUGGUGUGUUGGAUUCCGCCCGCUCUCCGACGAGGCGCUUGCAGCGAAACACGCCGCCGCGGUGCAGGCGCUGGACAAUUCCACGCCUUCGAACCCAUACAAGGGGCGUCUGGGCCACAAUACCCUGAAGAGCGUCAUCGCCAUCAACGAGGCGUUGAAGUCUUACGACGCUUUGACCUCGCAACUCGAUGCCUUCAUCCACAUCGACGCCGAGGACCCGCAGUACGUGUACAAGUGGCGGCUGGAACAAGAGGCCGGCCUGCGCGCGUCUCGAGGCAGUGGUAUGACGGACGACCAGGUCAGGGAGUUCGUCGACGGCUACUAUCCGGCGUACGAACUGUACACGGACACGCUGCGCGAAGGAUUGUUCAAGGGCAUCAGGGAGGAUUGGAAGGGCAGGCAGCUGCGUCUGGUGGUCGGUGAGGACAGGAAGGUCAAGGAGGUGGUGAGGAUCUAA
Capronia coronata CBS 617.96 is the source of this 951-nucleotide messenger RNA. RefSeq lists its product as uncharacterized. The coding region runs from base 1 to 951 and encodes 316 amino acids. NCBI's taxonomy places the organism in Eukaryota, Fungi, Ascomycota, Eurotiomycetes, Chaetothyriales, Herpotrichiellaceae. Gene Ontology annotation, cellular component: cytoplasm. The transcript has a single exon. The record is from RefSeq and is a predicted model, not a curated record.